Molecule: messenger RNA, 1398 nt
Organism: Symbiodinium sp. CCMP2456
Lineage: Eukaryota; Dinophyceae; Suessiales; Symbiodiniaceae
Source: the annotation of a GenBank genome assembly
AUGAAGUCUGGUUCGGGGCGCGUGGAGACCGUGGAAACCUCUCUUCGGCUGAGACUGGAGGUUCGGAGUGCAGAGGAGUUUCAUCUCCAUGAGGUUUUGGACCUUCAGCGGAAGAUGGAUGACACGGGAACACCCGAAGAUCAGGUGGCGACCCUCCGACGUGCAAGGGAUUCCUUGCUUAAAGAGAGCUACGAUCUGUACAGGGGUCAGCAGAAGCGAAACCAUGUGGAGCAGGCGAACAUCCUCUUGACUGGUCUCACCGGGGCAGGCAAGUCGUCUGCAUGUCGCUUCUUGACGAUGAAUGAGUCGUGCAAGUACUCCAAUAGCUGGAGUUCUCACACGAAGAAUGUCUCUGAGAUGACCGGCAACGCCUUCGGAGAUGAGUUGCAACCUCGCCUGCGUGUCUUCGACAUUCCUGGCUUUGGCGACACGGAGGGCGAGGCCGUGGACGAGAGACAGUUCAGCGAGACAAUGAGUCAUUUGGCCGAUGCUAAAGGGCUGGAUGCCAUCCUCUGGGUGGUAAACGGCGCCAUCCGCCGUAAGCUGAGCCUACGCCAGGACAUGCUGCGGCAGUACAGGAAAGCAUUCGGCUCGAGAUUUUUCGAGAAGCUCUACAUCAUCGUAAACUUCGUUCCGCGGAUGCGGUACUCAACCCAAGAGGAGCUAAUGAGCGAAUGGAUCAAAAAGCUCAGGGCGUUUCUGCUUGCAGAAGAGAAGGAGUUCAUGCAGGAUGCAUGGGAGAUGGUGGCAGACCGAGCACAGGGACUUAUCUGCAAGAACCUCAAAGUCAGCAUCGUGGACAUGAACCCUGUGUAUCUGGAGGAGGAGAAACUUCCUGUCCCGCUGUCUGCGCCGAUGGUCCACCGCCUGCCGCCGUAUUCCUUGCCGAUUAACUUGGUGGAGUUGCUGCACACAGUUGCAGAUAUCGGACAAUCCUCUGGCAAAAGGCUUGCUGUGAAUGCUGCGUGCCCGCUCCGCGGCUAUGGGGAAAUCGACACGAGCCUCACGAGACACGACGCCCAAGCAACUCGGGAUGGCCCCUUGUUGACGGUGAAGCUGGAGGGCCAGUUUCUCGGCUCGGGCGACAGUCUGCUGGCCCAGUCCUCCCAGUGGGGCUGCGGCCGCACGCCAGCUGAGACUGUGGUCUUUCUCGACCGCCUUGCUAACGAGACCGCGACUUGCUGGGCGCUGCUUCCUGUCAGGGUCGCCGAGUGGCCGGGGGUCAGGCUGGCGAGGCACCGGCGGAGCUGGACAGCCGGCAGGAUCUGUCGCGACACUGCCAAGAAGCAGCAAGUCUGGAGCUGUUGCCGCACCUUUGGAUCGAAGAGUACGAGUUCGUUCAGACCUUGCAUGGUGCCCAAGGAAGCAUCAAGGCACUUGUCUGGGAUAGAUACCUGA